UGCGCUGGGCGAGGACGGGGACCCCCCCGCGCCCCCCCAGCCCUUGGGGGCACCAUGAAGGACCGGCUGGAGCAGCUCAAGGCGAAGCAGGAUGCGGACGAUGAAGAGGAGCUGGAGAUCGCCGUGGACAACACGGCGUUCAUGGAUGAGUUCUUCUCGGAGAUCGAGGAGACCCGGCAGAACAUCGACAAGAUCUCGGAGAACGUGGAGGAAGCCAAGAAGCUCUACAGCAUCAUCCUCUCAGCCCCCAUCCCAGAGCAGAAGACCAAAGAUGACCUGGAGCAGCUGACGGCAGAGAUCAAGAAAAUGGCCAACAGCGUCCGUAACAAGCUGAAGAGUAUGGAGAGGAACAUUGAGCAGGAUGAGGCACGAUCCUCCGCCGACCUCCGGAUACGCAAGUCCCAGCACUCGGUGCUGUCCCGCAAGUUCGUGGACGUCAUGACCAAGUACAACGAGGCGCAGGUGGAUUUCCGGGAGCGCAGCAAGGGCCGCAUCCAGCGCCAGCUGGAAAUCACCGGCAAGAACACGACGGACGAGGAGCUGGAGGAGAUGCUGGAGAGCGGGAAUCCCUCCAUCUUCACCUCGGGGAUCAUGGACUCGCAGAUCUCGAAGCAGGCGCUGAGCGAGAUCGAGGGGCGGCACAAGGACAUCGUGCGCCUGGAGAGCAGCAUCAAGGAGCUCCACGACAUGUUUGUGGACAUCGCCAUGCUGGUGGAGAACCAGGGAGCCAUGAUCGACCGCAUUGAGAACAACAUGGACCAGUCCGUCGGAUUUGUGGAACGGGCCGUGGCCGACACCAAAAAGGCUGUGAAGUACCAAAGCGAGGCCAGGAGGAAGAAGAUCCUGAUCAUGUUGUGCUGCAUCAUCCUCGCCAUCAUCCUGGCAGCCAGCAUCGGGAGCAUCUUCGCCUGAGCCCCCCGCCCGCUGCCCUCCAGGUGGCCUUUCCCCCCUCCUGCCCCCUGCCUGGACGAUCCAUCGGAGAGACCCCGGCCAUGCCCUGAUCCCCGGAGCCCCGAGGACAUCCCAUGUGUCCCUGGAGGAGUGGAGCCCACCCGCCGCGCUCCCCCCUCCCCUCCCAGCGCCAAGGUCCCCUCACUCCUCCUCCUCCACUCAGGUGACAGUCGGUGGCCGCUGUGACAAGCAGCCCCUCCUCGGUGGCACGGAGCGGCCGGGGGGGCUGUGUCCCUCUCGGGGGGGGGACACAGGGCUCUGCCUUGCCGGGGCGGCCGGAGGAGCCUCUCCCUGUGCUUGGUGCUCCUUGGAUGUGCAGCCACCCAUGCUGGAGCCUUCCUCCUCAAUAAAGAGCUCACCCACA
Molecule: messenger RNA, 1315 nt
Organism: Corvus hawaiiensis (hawaiian crow)
Lineage: Eukaryota; Metazoa; Chordata; Aves; Passeriformes; Corvidae
Gene: STX3
Product: syntaxin 3
Exons: 11
Coding region: 55-912 (285 amino acids)
Biological process (GO): synaptic vesicle fusion to presynaptic active zone membrane; intracellular protein transport; exocytic insertion of neurotransmitter receptor to postsynaptic membrane
Cellular component (GO): endomembrane system; presynaptic active zone membrane; synaptic vesicle
Molecular function (GO): SNARE binding; SNAP receptor activity
Source: RefSeq, a predicted model, not a curated record